AUGGGCAACUCUUGCAGCUCGGGGCAAGCACACAAGGACAAGGAUAAUGUAUCACAACAUUCUGAAGAGUACACAAUAUCAUCUGGAGGCCGUGACAGGUCACCCUCGUACCGCGUCACGAAGCCAUCCAUCGAUGCCAGCGCAGACCCUCAGGCCAUGCCGGCGCACCAUCUACUCGAGCCCUCGUCCUCCAUGAAGGAGAAUAGGCCUCAGCUGAAGGGACCCAGGCCAAUUGGGUCUAGUGUUUCAGACUCGAUCUCCCUCUCCUCGCCGGUAGCAUGUACCUCCCCACGCGAGGACGUGCUCGGCCCUCCGAUGCCUAGUAACGUCUGCGCGUUGCCCGAGGAGCAUCGCUGCUGCUUGCUGGGCAAAGUGCCCGGGCUUAGGGCAAGGCGGCGGAAAGCUAUGCUGAUUUAUGUAUGUGCUGCUGAUUCUCAAGACUGUUGUGCGGAAAAAGGCGCGUUACAGUGCGGUGCGGCGGCGCGGCUCCGUGUCCGCGCGCGUCGCCGCGGCUGGCGGGUACACGUCGCCGACCUACACUGGCGCUCACCGCUCGAACAACAGCGCGACCACCGCUUCCCCGUCCUGUGUAUUGCUGAGCUGGCUCGUCAAUCGGAGCUGGGUGCAGUGGUCCCGGUGUUGUUCCUCAACUCUGGGCUGGGGACUCCGCUACUCCCCCACACGUUGGAGUGUGCGGACUUCAAGGCCGCGUUAGAAACCGCCGAGGACGAGAGCGAUAAGGCUCUGUUGAAUAAAUGGUACGUACUAGACGCGAGUACGACGCCGCCAUGCUACCGUUUAGUCCGCGGUGCGCCCGCUAGAUGGCGGCGCGAGAUGGCGCGCGCGCUCAACGUGCUCGUGCGCACACUGCCGCAGGAGGCCUGCGAUGCUUACCUCACUACUGUGGUUGAACAGGAGGUGCAGCACACAGUCCUAAUGAGCGUGGAGGCAGCGCGUCGCUGUGUGUGGGUGUGUCGCGCGGGUGGCGCCGCCGCUGAACAAACUGACACCGGCGACAGGGCGCACCAACAGGAACUGCAGCGGAGACUUAACAAUUUGCAGAAGGAUCUAAAGCAACACCUAAGUGAGCGCAAUGUGAUCCGCGCGACAAUGCGCGGUCGCGGCGGCGCGGACGACGACUACACUACCGGCGUCAGCGCCGCGCUCGGGGACAGACUCGACGCGCUACUUGAUGCACUCGUUACCGACCACGACCUGCCUGCAGGGUAUAAUGGGAUACCUACUAGUUUAUUCGACGAGGUGAACGAGCACCUGACGUUCUGCCAGAAGGCGGCGCAGUGCACCUCCAACAGAGAGAUCACGCUCAAUGAACUCAAAACGUACAUAACGGGUGACAGUACGGUCCCGCUAGCGCUGAUAGGUGGCGCUGGGUGUGGUAAGGCGACUCUUGUCGCUCGCGCCGUCACACAGGCGCACUCAUACCAACCCGACCUCGCUGUUAUUGUACGGUUCGUGGGUCUGACGCCUCAGUCGAGUAGUUCCCACAUGCUGCUGAAGUCCAUCGUGGACCAAUGCCACGUGCUGCUCACUGGCACCGUCUACCGGGGACGGAAUGACGUAUAUUCCCUGUCGGCGGCUCUCCCGGGUCUGCUGGGCGGCGUGGGGCGGUCCCGCGGCGCGCUGCUGUGCGUGGUGGGGGCGGACGCGCUGCGCGCCGCGCGCUGGCUGCCCGAGCGACUGCCGCAUAAUGUCAAGAUGAUCGUCACUGUCACUGAGGAAAAAGACGAGCCAUCAAGCUCGGCGAUAAUGGCGGUCCUAUCAUCUGAAGAUGGACCAAAAGUGGUGCGGGCCCCGCCGGUGGGGCCUGACGAGGCCAAGGCAGUGCUCACUGCAUGCGCCGCCACGUACAGCAAGACUGGGGCCGCCUCGCCACCUGAGGCCGCUGUGAAGGCCGUUCAAAAAUGCACCUUGCCUCUUUAUGCUAAGAUCCUUGCAUGGCAGAUCUCACUAUCAGCAGAGACCUUCACGGAACUGACAGAACCAGAGACAACACCAGAGCUGGUGAUUUGUGAGGACUUGGAAGGUCAACUGAUACAGAUCCUCAUCACCACUGAAGCGGCGCUGGGGGCAGAACGAGUGAAGACUUGUCUGGCGCUGCUCACUGCUUCCAGGCGGGGUCUGGAUGACACUGAGAUACUGGAUAUAUUGGCUCAUGAUGACCUGUUCCGGAGCGAGGAGACAUAUUUGCCGUGGGCGCCGGCGUCGCUAGUGUGGCCGCAGCUGGCGGCGCUGCUGUCGCCGUGGCUGCGGUGGGACGCGCGCGGCGCGGCGCGCUGGCGGGACGCCGCGCUGGCCGGGGCGGCCGCCGACAGGUACCUCGCCGACUGCGACACUGCCGUACGACGCACGCUCAUUGAUUACUACGAGGGUAAAUGGUAUUCGGAGAAUGACCCCAAGAUGGCGGGCCGUCUGGUGUCACAGGAGAACAAGUUCUCCGAGGAAUACUACAACACAAGGAAACUAGACGAGCUGCCGUUCCAACAUUACCACAUUUACAAAGACGACCCAACCACGUUCGCGAACCAACCAUAUUUCACCCAACUCGACUGGGUACAUGACAAACUGGCAGCGACCGACUGCUGCCAUUUCCUCGAAGACAUAGCUUUAGUCCACAUCGACCCACUACCAGAACACAUUGAAAUAUUAAAAGACGUAUUCGAAACUCACUCUUACGCGUUGGACUAUGACCAUCGCCAGUUCUACGGGCUUUUAAGAAUGACCAUGGAGAAGCGACAACGCAAUGGACACCAAAUAAAAAGUAAAAUCGUUCAAGAUUGGAUGAAAGAGAUCCAAGAGCCUCCCGUACCAACGUUGUAUCCUGAAAAUGUGGAUUUCUGGAAGACUAUGGAAUGUAAAGAAAAACGGGACUUUUCUAUGCACGAUGGAUUUGAUACGAAGACUUAUGAUUUGAUCGUGAGGUUCGAUAGUAGGGGUAAAUUUGUGGCUACUGUUUCGACUGAGAGAGAGGAGAUCUGCGUUUGGGAUGUUGUUAAGUGUCAGCUAGUAAGGAAGAUGGUGGGUGUGACACACCCUAUAAACUUGGUGCCAAUAGACGAGUACAAGUGCGUGGUGCUAUGUCGCAGGGAGCUCAGGGUCUACAACCUGGAUCAGGGCACAUUCUUGGUAGCUCUGAAGGGUGUGAUGAACCAGAAGAUGCCGUACUACGGUCUCCACGACCCGACGCAUCUCGUGGCACUCUCCAGGAACCGGAUGUACGUCAACCUAAUGAAUAUUGAGACUGGUGACUGUGUAACGACAUUUAAGGCUGGAGAAGACAGGUUCCUCAACUCUCUGCUGGUCUCUGGAGAUGGAAGGGUGCUAGUAUGUGGUGACGAGACGCAAAAGCCGUUCCCUCUGCUCGUCUGGUCGCUCACAUCUCGGAAACUGCUGUACGACCUGAGGAUACCACAUCACGACUUCAUCACUUCGAAAGCUGCUAUUACUUAUGAAGGUUCCUACGUAUGCGUAGUAUCUCGCGAGCUGGACGAGCCGAGCCCCAACUUCAUAGUAGUGUACGACCUACAGUCAGGGACAUUGUUCAAGAAGUGGAAGCCUGGAUGUGACACCGUGGCGCUCGCCAUCAGCUCCAUCGAUGGCUGCGUGGUCUCCGGACUGGCUGACACCAGGAUACUUGUGUGGGAUCUUGUUACUGGGAAUUGCCGGCUGACACUGCGCGGUCACGUGGCAGCGCCAUCUAUGUUACGUCUCGCGAAGUCCGGUGGAGUGCUCAUGUCCACUGACGAUACUUGCAAGGAUCUCUCUGUCAGGCUGUGGGAUCUGCAUACUGGCAAACUGAUAGCAGUAUACACACCACCGGAGCGAAUAACAUCGUGCGAGGUUUUACUCGGCGGUUCGGUCCUGGCCCUAGCGUUAGAAAACUACAAAGAGGUCCUAUGCGUCAAACUCUAUGGUCCCGCAGUAGAAUCUGUGCAAAAUGGCAAGGAGGCAGAAUUUGACGACAGGGAAUAUGGCGACCAAAACUUGGAAGGGCGGACUUUCGAUGUAAAAGGACUGGAAAACUCAUAG
Spodoptera littoralis (African cotton leafworm) is the source of this 4047-nucleotide messenger RNA. Lineage: Eukaryota; Metazoa; Arthropoda; Insecta; Lepidoptera; Noctuidae. The record is from the annotation of a GenBank genome assembly.